AUGGCUGCUGAUGAAGAGCACGCCGACGAGAGAACACAUCUUCUGCCUCAGGACAGGAGACUAAGCUCCAUCGUCCACGGGACCGACGCCUCAUCCGUCAUUUCUUCCCAUGUCAGCAAGGAGGAGCAGGCCUUGGGGGAAACCGCAGUGGGAGAACGUCUUCCAUACAACGAUUAUACAACAAUUGACUGGCUGCAUGACCUCGUCAGUUUUCAAGUGGAUAACACCCAGGAAAAGCAUGCUGACCAUGGGCAGGUCAAGGACUCGUAUCGCUAUCGUCCCAUUCACAGCGGAAGAGGGAUUCGAGACUCGGUGAGAUCCGCUUUCGAUUCCUGCGAAGGCUGGAUCGCGGCCGCCCUUAUAGGGACUCUGACAGCUUGCGUGGCUUUCCUCGUUGACAUCGCCGUCGCCACGGUCAGCGACUGGAAGACAGGAUACUGCAAAACAAAUCACCUUGCGAGCAAGGAAACAUGCUGCCUGUCAAAACCACCCUUGGGCCUUCUUGCGGACACGGGAGAGACAUGUUCUGAUUGGCAAUACUGGACAAAUAAUUACUGGCACGGGUUCGGUAUAUACGUGGGAUUCGCAUUGCUCUUCGGGGUCAUCAGCAGUGCAGUCACGUCGACGACGCGAAGAGCCUUACCGGCAACCGCCCCUGGCUCGGGAGAUAGAGAACCGAUGCGAAUGUCCACUCAGGAUGCCUAUGGAGAAGUUGGAAAACAAGCACCAUCUGGAAAGUCGAUAUACAUGGCUGCAGGCAGUGGCAUUCCCGAAAUCAAGACGAUUCUGUCUGGCUUCGUGAUCCCACACUUCUUGGACCUCGACGUGCUGGUCGUGAAGGCAGUCGGCUCUAUAUUUGCCGUGUCUACCGGCAUGUGUCUGGGCAAAGAAGGGCCCUUCGUCCACAUCUCCACGUGUGUUGCAUAUCUCGUAGGCAUGCGAUUUCCCAAGUACCGAGAGAAUGGCCGCAAAUUCCGAGAAAUUCUUGCCGCUGGAUGCUCCAGCGGUCUCUCCGUCGCCUUCGGAGCGCCAAUUGGAGGCGUGCUCUUUGCAUACGAAGAAAUUUCUACCUAUUUCCCCAGAAAAGUCCUCUGGCGAGCAUUCGUAUGUUCUCUAUUUGCGGCAAUCACCCUCAAGGCUCUGAACCCUACGGGAACAGGCAAGCUGGUUCUUUUUGAGACCAACUAUGGCACGACCUAUCAACCUUACCAUUACGUCGUGUUUGUCGUUCUGGGAGUUGCCGGUGGUGUCUUCGGGGGCGCCUUCUGCAAGGCCAAUUUCUUCUGGUCACGCAGCUUCCGCAAGUAUGGCAUCAUCAAGAAUUACCCGGUGUUUGAGGUUUUGGGGGUUGUGCUCGCUACAGCAAUUCUUCAGUAUCCCAAUCCUCUCACGCGAGAGCCGGGCGAUAUCAUCAUCAAAAACCUCCUGGUUGACUGUGCUGACGCUUCACGGACAGCGUAUGUCUGCGUGCAAGAAGGGCAUGCUUCGCCCACUCCCCAAUAUCUAGGCUGGCUGGUCUAUGGGACGCUCGUGAAGCUGAUUUUGACCAUUAUCACGUUUGGGAUCAAAGUUCCGUCGGGAAUCAUCAUUCCCGCUCUUGACGGAGGAGCCCUUUUCGGAAGAUUGGUUGGCCAAUUGCCUUUCCUGGCACAGUCUAUCUCGCCCGGAAUUUUCGCCAUGGUUGGUGCCGGUGCUUUCUUAGCCGGGGUCAGCCGCAUGACCAUAUCUCUGGCGGUGAUCAUGUUCGAAUUGACCGGAGAGCUGGAAUUCAUUGUGCCAAACAUGAUUGGGAUCAUGGUUGCUAAAUGGGUGGCAGAUUCUUUGGAACGCGAGGGUGUCUAUGAUCUGGCACAGACAGUUCUCGGCCACCCCUUCCUUGAUCUUGACCACAGUAUGAAUCUAGUGCAGAAGGAACCCCAUCUCGUCGAGGAACUUAUUCCUCCUCCUCAGACGAUGCGCGAGAUCAUUGUCGACGUGCCAGAAAGUGGCCUGGUUCCUCGGGCGGUGCUGAGUGAGAAACUACAACAGCUUCGCCGUCGAGGCCUCAUGGACGCCGGUCUGGUUCUGACUCAGAAGAGUAUGCUUCAAGGCUACCUUGCCGAAGGUGAAUUAGAAUUUGGCCUGGAAACUCUCGGUCGGAGCUUUCCAGAAAGCUGUCUUGUACGACUACUGCCUCCGGCUGCUGUAGUCGUACCAUUUGAGCACGAGGGAGAGCUUGACAUGUCCCAAUUUGUGGACCGGACGCCACUGACCAUAUGUGAUAAAGCACCCAUGGAAUACGCAGUGGAGAUGUUCGGGAAGCUGGGGUUGAGACACUUGUGUGUGAUUAAAGAAGGGAGUGGAAAAUUGGUGGGAGUGAUCAUCAAGAAGAGGUUGGUGGUAUGGUUGGAAGGGUUGAAACACUGA
Molecule: messenger RNA, 2406 nt
Organism: Rhinocladiella mackenziei CBS 650.93
Lineage: Eukaryota; Fungi; Ascomycota; Eurotiomycetes; Chaetothyriales; Herpotrichiellaceae
Exons: 1
Coding region: 1-2406 (801 amino acids)
Biological process (GO): transmembrane transport; chloride transport
Cellular component (GO): membrane; early endosome; Golgi apparatus
Molecular function (GO): voltage-gated chloride channel activity
Source: RefSeq, a predicted model, not a curated record